AUUGUAUAUUCUGGAUUUGCGACAAUGGAAAACCAGUUAACCGAUAAAAUAAAUAAGCGCAUGUGAUAUUUCACAUUCGCAGUGCACAAGGAAGCCGAUCAACAAGCAAAUAUUAUCAUUUUUUACCAACCUGCUUCGACCAUAUUAUUCAAGGAAAAAUGUCCGACACUCUUUCUGACGUUAAAGUCUCCCAGCAACAUGCAACAAAACCACCACCCAUUGCACUGGGUAUAAAUAUGGAAAAACCCAAGUUUCCUCAGUAUGCUGUCUACUCAAAACGUCUGGAAUCGUUCGAAUCGUGGCCAGAAUACCUGCCAGUACAGAUGAAGGAUAUGGUCGAAGCAGGUCUGGUUUAUACAGGAGUGGGUGACAGCGUGAGGUGUUACUUUUGUGGUGGCGGUUUAAGAAACUGGGAGAGUGGUGAUGUACCCAUGGAGGAACAUGGCAAAUGGUAUCCAAAAUGUCCCCAUAUUUUACUGGUAAAAGGACAAGCAUACAUUGAGAGACUUACACGUGGAGAAAAGCCAGAAACAGACGGAGGCGAUGGAAUAAGCAGUCUAAAGGACUCUGUUGAUUCAGUCAACCACAUAGAGACUGUGGCAGCACAAAGUUGCAUUCAAAUGGGUUUCUCCGAAGACCUGGUGGCUAAAGCAAUAACAAUUUUCAUCAGCAAACACGGUAACACUGAUUUCAAAGGUAAAGAUCUGUGCGAAAUUCUUUUUGACAUAGAGGAGAAUCCCGUAGAUCAAGAACUAAGCAUUUGUGACGAAAAUACAAUCUCGGAGUGUUUUGGAAACGACAACCAGACACCAGAUGAAGUUGAGCAAUUAGAACCUUUGGAAACUCUCCUUGAAGAAAAUCAUAGAUUAAAAGAGAAUCAAAUGUGUAAGAUUUGUUUGGACAGUCGAGCUGAUGUGAUAUUCCUGCCAUGUGGUCACAUGGUCAGCUGUCCACAGUGUGCUCCAGCUCUUAUAAAAUGCCCCGUUUGUAGACAAACUGUCAAUGGACAACUGAAAGCAUUCUUUUCUGUGAUUAACACCAAGGAAAAUUGAUACUAACCUUAAUAGACUUCCAUAAUACAAUAAAGUUAAAAUUAUAGAUACAUCGUGGGAAUAUGUGUUAUGAUUAUAAUUCCUACCAUUGUUAAGUAAGCAUAAAUUAUUCUUUCUAAGACUUUUUCAGUGUAUGUGCAUAUUCUCAUAAAUAGACUACUAGGGUUCUAGCUCAUGCAAAUUUAUUUAACUUGAUGUAUGACUUAUUUCAUAAUAGAUGGAACCUUAAUGGCUGCCUGUGUAAGACUGGCUUGUUCCUUUUUGAGGGGUAGCGGAGAAUGAGACACCGAGCGUUAGCGACAUUUAUUAUCCAAUAAUCAUUCACAGGCUGACAUGUAUGUGAUUCAUGCCUAUCCCGUUAAAAGACAUUCUAAAACGGCAAAUAACUUUAGGUACCGGUAUGUCAUUGCAUUAUGUAUGUAGUUUAUACCGUCAUAACAUGACUAGUGCUAUAUGACGUCGUUUAUGUGCCACUGGCCUAGGGAAAUACAGUGGUGUCAAUCCCCAGCACUGAUCGGAAAAGAAUAUGUGUUCAUUACUUACCUACCUCAAAGCUACUAGUCAUAAAUUGAUGUGAUAAUUAUGUAUGAUGGAUAUUGUUUUGAGUUCACAACUUGUAUGCUAAAUAUAGAAUAAAUUGUUUUGUUUUGUA
Molecule: messenger RNA, 1704 nt
Organism: Mercenaria mercenaria
Lineage: Eukaryota; Metazoa; Mollusca; Bivalvia; Venerida; Veneridae
Product: baculoviral IAP repeat-containing protein 3-like
Exons: 6
Coding region: 159-1052 (297 amino acids)
Biological process (GO): regulation of cell cycle; negative regulation of apoptotic process
Cellular component (GO): cytoplasm; spindle microtubule; nucleus
Molecular function (GO): cysteine-type endopeptidase inhibitor activity involved in apoptotic process
Source: RefSeq, a predicted model, not a curated record